AACUCAAGCUAAAGAGAACAGAGGUAAUUUCCCUUCACAGACCAAAAGUCAAGCUACAUAGAAGAGAGGAAAUUUCCCAGAUAUUUCAUUGCCGGGAAACGCUGUGCGGCAAGGAGACGUUGAAGUGUCAUUUAAUAAUGAAAAAUGCUAAACACCCCGGAAUCACCUAAAUCUGUGCUUUAUCAUCUACACAAACCGCUCUGCACUCUGCACACAAGGUCUAUUCUACAUAGGAGCUGAAGUGCCCUCCUUUUUAGGUGGUGGGAUGGAGAUUUCUUUAUUAAACAGCCUUUUUCAUCUGUCAUCACUGGAGAACAUAGACUGUGAACUGGUUCAUAAAUAUUAUAAAAAAACUGAAGAAAUGUUGAGGCUGUUUAUGCCGAUUCUCUAUGGCAUUCUUGAUACUGCAAUAGCUUUUGAAGAACCAUUUCAAAGGGCAUUUGCCAGGCUGGGGUGUGCAGUUCAUGAACUAACGAAGCUACUCGAAUCCUGGCAACUUUUGAGCUGUAGAGUUCAUUUUGUUCUGCAAACUGAAGCAUUGAUUUCGAAAGUUCGAAAUUGCACCCUGGAAAUUGUUGAGCUAGUUGUGGCUUCUGAUCAGCACCUCCGUGCUGAAUUAAGUUUGAUAUGUCUUCAGCAUUGCGCACAGAAAAUGAAGUCUAUAGAUUGUGAACCGUUAUCAACAAGCAUAAAUAUUGCUACAAGAGAUGCUGAAUAUAUCUCAGAUAGCGCGAAGAACAUUGCCAAUUGCCUAUGCUUAAAGUCAAACCAGGAGUUUCUUAUUGAGCUAGUGGCCCUUGAAAAACUGAAGGAAAAUGCUGCAGAAGGAGAAAAAAGUGAAUAUUUUGAACAGAUUAUUGCUGUUCUCACUCAUAUGCAUGACAGCUUUGUUAGAAUGGAAAAAUUCAAGAAAUAUUCCUCUUUGCCACUAAUACCUGCUGAUUUUCUUUGUCCUCUCUCACUUGAGCUAAUGGUGGAUCCUGUAAUUGUUGGAUCAAGGUGCACGUAUGAACGGGUGUUUAUUCAAAAAUGGAUUGGCCUCGGCCUCACUGUCUGCCCCAAGACUCGAAAAACUCUGACACAUGUGAAUUUCAUUCCUAAUUACACUUCAAAAGCACUGAUAUCUAAUUGGUUGGAAUUCAAGAACAUCAAGCUGUCAAAUCUAAUGGAGUCUUCAGAUGGAAACAUUUCCAGAACUUGGCUUUAUGGCCCAAGUUCAGAUGCUGAAAGGAUGUCUCUGAAGAGUUGUGAAGAUGGCAUGGCAAACUUGGAAGACAGAAGUUUGAGCUCACUCAGCUACCACUCUAUGCAUUCGUCUGUGACUGUGAGGGGUGUUUCCACUUAUGGAAGCUCCCAAACGACCCGUAGUCAAGAAACCGAUGCAUCAACUGGUUCCCCCUGCUAUUCAAUUUCAUCUAGUGUAAUUCAAGGAGAGGCAUCUUAUCCUGGAACAGCAAUUCAUGGGGGGAAUUGGGAUUUUGAGAGGAUAUCUCUCCAGAGUUUUGAAGGUGAGCUGGUAAACACUGAAGACACAAGUGUGAUUCCACUUCGAUACAAUCCCGUGAGGCUAUUCAUGAAUAGUCUAUCAUCAGCUGUUAAAUACUUGUAUGCAUCUCCUGGUUCCACUCCCUCCUCUUUGAGGUCAACAAGGAGAAGUUCUGGUUCUGUCUCAUACAGUGCAGCAAUUCAGAGGUAUGCAUAUUCCCCAUCUCACCUGCAUUCGUCUUCCGAGCUAUCAUUUCUUGAGAAUGCAGGGAUGGAUGUUGGGUGGAGGUCUUUUCAGUGCUCUGAAGAUUGGCUGGAAAACUCAACAGACAGAAAUGUCUACUCAGUUAACCAUUCUCCUUUGGUUCUAUCUAACAAUAAUAGUCUGUCACUGUCAUCAUCUGAUCGAGACUUCUUCCAUCUUAGCCUCAGCAGAAGUUCUGCUGCAUCCAAUAAUAGCACAUUGUCUAAUCUAGAUUAUUCUCAGGCAGCUAUUGGUGAUGGGCAUUAAAUUAGAUGUAUUGUCAUUUGUUAAAAGGAGAUGGAUGAUGAUGUGAGGAGGAGGAGGCCGGGUUAUUAUGGUUUAUCUUUUUCAAAGCAAUUUGCACACUUAAUACAUUUCUAUCUAUACACACAUAAAUCAAGAAUGGUUGGCUAGAUUGAAGCUUGAUUUGCUAUACAUUUUAAUAUUUUGUUUCUUCUUUCUCCUUUUAGUACAUUUGGUUGGGGGAAAACAAUUGAAAUUUAUGUCCCUCAUGUAUAAGCUAAUUAUAAAUGUCACCUCUCAAUUUUAAAUAGUAUAAAUGUUGUCA
Molecule: messenger RNA, 2297 nt
Organism: Ipomoea triloba (trilobed morning glory)
Lineage: Eukaryota; Viridiplantae; Streptophyta; Magnoliopsida; Solanales; Convolvulaceae
Product: U-box domain-containing protein 4-like
Exons: 4
Coding region: 266-1996 (576 amino acids)
Biological process (GO): protein ubiquitination
Cellular component (GO): cytoplasm; nucleus
Molecular function (GO): ubiquitin-protein transferase activity
Source: RefSeq, a predicted model, not a curated record